CAAUGGAGAAAAGUGCGGAAGUGCUCGAAGAAAAGAAAAUGGAUGAAAAUCAAGAAGUUGUCGAAGCUGCUUCUGACGAAGAGCAAGAAGUAAAUGCUCCCGAGGCGGCAAAGAAGAAGAAAAAGCCCAAGAAGCCCAAAAACAAAGCAAAGAAAACAGAAGAAUCUGGUGACGCGAAACAACCCGCAAAACCAGAGGAAAAGGAAAACGUGAAUGGCGACGAGGACAAAGACGACGACGAAGCAGCUGACGAUGCCGCUGCCGGCGAAGGUGCCAAGGACAAGAAAAAGAAGAAGCCGAAGAAGAAAAAGGGCGCAAAUAGUGGCGGCGGCGGCGGCGCAACUUUUCCCGGAGGCAAACAAACAAAUCCUCCGUCAAUUCCAAUUUCGCAGCUUUUCCCCGACGGAAAUUUCCCCGAGGGCGAAAUCAUGAAGCAUCCCGUGCCACAAGGCGUCGACGAACGUACUGCUGUCGAUCGUUUCACGAGCGAGGAAAAGCGGAAUUUGGAUCGGUUGCAUUUGGAUAUUUACAACGAGUUGCGACACGCGGCGGAGGCGCAUCGACAAACGCGAAAACACAUCCAAAAGUUCAUCAAGCCCGGCAUGACAAUGAUUCAGAUUUGCGAGGAGCUCGAAAAUACCGCGAGAAAGCUAAUUGGCGAAAAUGGUUUGGAAGCUGGUUUGGCUUUUCCAACGGGUUGCUCACGAAAUCAUUGUGCGGCGCAUUAUACGCCGAAUGCAGGAGAUCCAACGGUUUUGGAGUAUGACGACGUUGUCAAAUUCGAUUUUGGCACGCAUAUCAAGGGACGCAUCAUCGAUUGUGCGUGGACUCACGCAUGGAACCCAAAGUACAACAAACUCAUGGAAGCCGUCAAGGAAGCGACAAAUGCCGGAAUUCGCGAAGCCGGUAUCGAUGUGAGACUUUGCGACAUCGGCGCCGCCAUCCAAGAAGUCAUGGAAUCGUACGAAGUUGAAAUUGACGGCAAAACGUAUCAAGUGAAGGCAAUUCGCAACCUCAACGGGCACUCCAUCUCGCCGUAUCGCAUCCAUUCGGGCAAAACGGUCCCGAUUGUCAAGGGCGGCGAAACUACGCGCAUGGAAGAAAACGAAUUUUAUGCCAUCGAAACGUUCGGAUCGACAGGGCGCGGAAUUGUCCAUGACGACAUGGAUUGCUCGCAUUACAUGAAGAACUUUGAGACGCCGUACGUUCCGUUGCGCUUGCAAUCGUCCAAAGCACUGCUCACGACAAUUAACAAGAACUUCGGAACACUUGCCUUCUGCAAACGUUGGCUCGAUCGUGCGGGCGCCACGAAAUACCAAAUGGCGCUCAAGGAUUUGUGUGAUAAGGGAAUUGUCGAGGCGUAUCCGCCAUUGUGUGAUAUCAAGGGAUGCUAUACGGCACAAUAUGAGCACACAAUUAUGCUGCGCCCGUCAUGCAAGGAAGUUGUGUCACGCGGCGACGAUUAUUAAAGUAGCUCUCGAGGAGAUUUUUAACGUUAUUUGUUCCCGAAAUGCGGGAAUUUUCAUCCGAUUUUCAUUUUUUUUCUUUUCUUUUCUUGCUCUGUAUUGUAAAAAUCCAUUUGAAGUUUUUAAUUGGAAUAAAUUUUGAAGAAUUUUC
Molecule: messenger RNA, 1617 nt
Organism: Culicoides brevitarsis
Lineage: Eukaryota; Metazoa; Arthropoda; Insecta; Diptera; Ceratopogonidae
Gene: und
Product: methionine aminopeptidase 2
Exons: 3
Coding region: 3-1469 (488 amino acids)
Biological process (GO): proteolysis
Cellular component (GO): cytoplasm
Molecular function (GO): metalloaminopeptidase activity
Source: RefSeq, a predicted model, not a curated record